CGAGAGCUGCGCGCGGACGCGGGGAACAAAAGCUCGGGCAGAGUCUGGCAGCGGCGCUCGGGGAGCACGGGGUGUUUUGAAUAAUUAUUAAAAUUAGCAUGUGUCUGCGCCAUCCUGUGGGUGUGGCGCAGCGCGGCGUGUAAACUCGGGGCGGCGGGAGCGAACGUUGGAUUAGCGGCAGCAGCCUGCCAGCUUGCCCGAGGAGAGGGGGACCAGCGCGCGGCACGCCGAGCGGCACGAUGGCCUCGUCUCAGGGGAAGAACGAGCUGAAACUAGCCGACUGGAUGGCCACGCUGCCCGAGAGCAUCCACAGCAUCCCCCUGACCAAUUUGGCCAUCCCAGGAUCUCAUGACUCCUUCAGCUUCUACAUUGAUGAGGCCUCUCCAGUAGGGCCUGAACAGCCAGAGACUGUCCAGAAUUUUGUUUCUGUGUUUGGAACUGUGGCCAAAAAGCUGAUGCGGAAGUGGCUAGCUACUCAAACGAUGAAUUUUACUGGUCAACUAGGAGCUGGCAUCCGUUAUUUUGAUCUUCGAAUUUCUACCAAGCCCAGAGACCCCGACAAUGAGCUCUACUUUGCUCAUGGUUUGUUCAGUGCCAAAGUCAAUGAAGGCCUUGAAGAAAUCAAUGCAUUUCUCACUGAUCAUCGCAAGGAGGUAGUCUUCUUGGACUUCAACCAUUUUUAUGGGAUGCAGAAGUACCACCAUGAAAAACUGGUCCAAAUGCUGAAAGACAUCUAUGGAAAUAAAAUGUGCCCAGCAAUUUUUGCCCAGGAAGUUAGUCUACAGUAUCUAUGGGAGAAGGAGUAUCAAGUGUUGGUCUUCUACCAUAGUCCAGUGGCUCUAGAAGUGCCCUUCCUCUGGCCUGGGCAGAUGAUGCCAGCACCCUGGGCCAACACCACAGACCCUGAAAAACUGAUUCAGUUUCUUCAGGCAUCUAUCACUGAAAGAAGGAAGAAGGGCUCGUUUUUUAUAUCUCAGGUGGUGCUGACCCCUAAAGCUAGCACAGUCGUCAAAGGGGUGGCCAGUGGCCUCAGAGAAACAAUCACAGAAAGAGCUCUGCCAGCUAUGAUGCAGUGGGUCCGCACGCAGAAACCAGGAGAAAGUGGCAUCAAUAUUGUCACUGCUGAUUUUGUAGAACUCGGUGAUUUCAUCAGCACUGUCAUAAAGCUCAACUACAUCUUUGAUGAAGAAGCCAACACCUGAUAGUGUCAUUUGGAGUAUCCGUGAAUAAGAUAGAGAAGACUCAUCGUUUAGGCAUAUUAUCUAUAAACACUGAGUCUCAGAGGGGAUUAGGCUGAUAGUGGGUGGGAGAAAGGGGAAAUCCAUUACUCCCGUGAUGAUUAUGGUAUUCUGCAUUACUAUAAAUAUUUCAUUUCCCAUUUAAUGAGCAAAAUCUACCGCUAGUGUUAGGGAUAAAAAGACCAGUGAACUUUUGUUUUUCAAAAUUAGUCUUUGUAAUGUGAUACUCAUGAGUGUUUGCUUGAUUGCAUUUCUGGUUUCAACCUAGGGUCCCUCCAUUGUCUGCAUCUUCUGAAUCUUUCUGCUCCUGCUCUUGCUCGCUCUUCUUAGCAGAUGCUGUGUGGGAAUCAAAAACAGUUGAAUACCCAAUAUAACGUGUAUUACAUUAUUGUACUGAAAUUUAUUGUGGGACUUGUCUUAAUAAUAUUCUCUAGUAAUUGUCAUUUGAACAAUCAGUGCUAACUGUUGGUCAUUGAGAAUAUGCAUCAAAUCCGUUUCCCUGCAUCAGUGAGUGCUCUUGGAGGCCGUGAUCAGUAACUUUGGUAUUAUAUGAAAAUAAUCGUGUUUCACAGUAUUUAUAUGUAAGGCAGCUAUAAAUAAAGAUUAAAAACUUUAUCUGGAAUAACUACUAGUGCCAAGUCCAUAGUGAAAAUAGGGGAAAGAGAAAAAUGCCACUUUAAUGAAGGAAUAAUAUUCUCCUAGAAUUUUCCAUUAAAGAAAAAAAUUAAGAGUGCUAAAAUCACAAAAGUGAAAAAUACUUUUACCAACAGGUCUCCUGAGAAUUCUCUUAAUUUAGAGAAAAAAGGAAGAAAAAGAAGAAAACAACAAGACAUUGUGUGAGCUUCCCUAGCAAACUGGGAUUUCCAAAUAUGUAAUUCUACAUCCGAAACUUUGAGGAAUAUGCUUUAAGAAGCUUUGAUUUAAGGUUUUUCACUUUUUAAAUUGAGGUUGAACAGGAGGAGGAGGAGGAGAAAUACAGAAGUGCUUUUGAAACUGUGCCCAUGAAAUUUCAAAUAUCCAUAAAACAUCUUUAGGAGAUCUUUAAAUAUGUAUGACCUAGGCAGACUUGUUUAAAAUUGACAAUGACUCAUCAAUUCUGACUUCCAUCCUACACUGUGGUUGAGAGUAAGGAAGAGGUCAAUCUUUUCCAUAAGGGUUUGUAGUUCAACAUUGAAUUAUGACUUCUCAAUCUAUAGGGGAAGAAAAAGAUAAUGCAACUUUGAGUUCUGCUUCCGUGUUAGAAUUUUUGUGAAAUCUGAUAACUCUAAAAUAAUCUUAAAAGCAGCACAAGAUCUCUUUCCUAUGUGCCACACAAGAUUAGUGUGAGGCAUUUAUAAACAUCUACAAAAUUUGCUCAACUUCUUAUCAUUAUAAAAUAUUUUAUCUUCAUGUGUAGAAAUAAUCUAAAAACCUAAAACUUUUUUGGUGAAAACAUAGUGCACAAAAAAGGAGGGCUAUAGCAAAAUAAAAGCAUGUCCUCAACACUUACUUUAUUUCAAUGUAGGAUGUGUGGUUCGUUCUCCUAGACCUAGGUAAGGGAAAUGAUUUCAAGACCAACUAUGUCAUGAUUAUAAUCAAAAGUUGAUUAUAAGAGUACAAUUAUUAUCAUAAAGUAGUAUUUAUUAGCAACUGCAGGGAGGGAAUAGAAAUUAUUUGCAUUGAUGAGAAUGUUAAUGAAGUGUGCGGGUGUGCAUGAUAGACCAAGUAGCAUGUAUCUUACACACAGCAGGUAUGAUGUAUAUUCCAGUUGUGUGUAUAUGUCUCAUUAUACACAAUUUACCAAUAUACCCACUCCUGUGCAGGCAGACAAACACAAAUACACAUAAACAGACAAAACAUAUAUACAACCACAAUUAUUCUCUUUAAGUGAAAAUAUGGUAAUGCUAAGCUGUUUACUUUUUUAAGACAAAAAUUUUUAACAAAGUGUGGAAAAGUAUAUGACCAUUCCAAUUAGAGUAACUGAUCAUAUUCAAAUAUUUUUGUAAAAAUAUUCUAUCAUGGAACUUAUUUACAGAUAGAUUUUUUUCAUCUUACUUUUUCUUCUCUCGUAGUUGCAUUAUAUUAAUAUUUCUUACUUGUUUUUUAUGUUAAAUUGAAUAUGAAUCCAUUUUCAACAACUAUAGAUUAUUGAGUUUAUGUCCUAUAAAUUUUCUUUGGGGGAAGAUUUUUUUCUCUGAUUAUUCAUUAUAUAUCACUCAGGAGGAUACUUAUAACCAAGCAAACUUGCAAUGAGACAAGGAUUCAACUUACAAAUAUGACAGAAAACAUCUUUCAAAAUAUAUUAAUGGUAAAACUGCAUAAAAUAUAGAGGUAACUAUGUUGGGUUUUUCCCCUUGAAUUUAGAUGCUUUAUUAUAAUGUUUGCUUAGAAUUAGCUUUGUCAUAUUUGUCUUUUGGGUGCUGGAAGAAACAAACAUACUGAAGCAUUAGACUAAUUGUGCAGUUGCAUAACUGGAGAAAGCUUUUAAUUUCUGCUAAUGAUAUGCAUACAGAAACCUUGUUUGACUAAAGAUACUUAGAAGUCAAUGUGAUGGUUUCCCUGUGGACAUGCAAUACCUGUGGAAUAAGCAGUGAGAGCAAAUGGAUUCGCCUUAAUUUCUAAAGGAGGGAGCAGGUAGAAACGAGCCUUGUCUCCUUUAGUUCAAAGUAGAGGUUACUCAGAAGGAUUUCUUGGAAAGAAGAAUGGAGAGAAGUACCUUUGACUGUCUUCUGACCAUUGACCCUCUGUAGGGCAUGCUUGGGAGCAGGCUGUGGGCCUUAAAUAAAGAGGUCAGGGUGAAGACUAGUGACUCUCAGCCAGAAUUUACCCUUUUAUCUAUGCUCUUUUGUCUUAGCUGGGCAUUGUCUUACCAGAAAGAUGGGAGCUCAAGGGCUAUAAAUAGGCCCCCAGUGAGUAAAACCUACAUCUUGAUGCACUUUUGUUUGUUUGCUUCUUAAGACUUUAUGUCACAAGACCUGAAAGGUAAAAAACAAAAACAAAAUCCAAAUUUUACAGACUUUCUUGCUGCAGGAAAUCAAAGGAGUGGGUGAUAUAUGGAAAAAUAUGCAAAGAAUCUCAUUUGGGGGUUUUACUUCCUAUCUAUAAUGUUGAAGGACCAUGAUGGGGAAUAGUCCUGCCAUGAUUGUUUAUGUCUCCCUGAUUACUACACAAUCACAUGAAUGCAGAGAAUGAGGAGGCAUCUUUUUAAAGCCUUAGGAUAUUCUCUAUGAUGACCUCAAUAUUUACUUUCAGCCAUACCUAGAAAACUUACUUUUCAUGGAGCGUCACCUAACAGUGAAUGUAUUAGAGCAUAAAGUGUUUUGGCAUUUAUGUGCCUGUGUACACACACACACACACACACACGCACACACACACACAAAUGGCAUGCACAUCUCAUACAUACUAUUCAAAUAGAAGUUGCACUCUAAUCACUCAACCUGUUCUGUUACCAGAUUAAAUCUUAAAAUCAUUAUCUUCUACAUUAGUAGGUAAGAACACUGAAUACAUAUUUAAGAGAAUAAUCACCACUAGAAAACCAACAAAAAAUGAGACCAUCAUAAAUAAGAAAUCCCUAGCAGUAGUAGUAGUAAUGUAAAUGCAUUGUCAAUUAUACUUCAAGAUGGAGAAUCUAAGGUGAGCCUAAGUAUAAAUUACAAAAAUGUCAUCUUUACUUAAAGUUGUCUUGAGUUCUUUGAGGUUCUGGCUUGCUUUUGCCAGAAUUAUCUGUUCAGAUUUACCCCUGUUAGGAUUCCUGACUGGAAAGCUGAAAGUCUCAGGAAAUGUAUGUUUUGAUGAAUUUUUCAGUUCUAGUUUUAUUGGUUCAGUGACACACUCUUAUAACCUGUGGUGGCUUAUUCAAAGAGGAGUUCCAUAGGUUAAGUGCUUGCAUUUUGAAUUACUAAUAGAAAAUAAUGCAGUGUCCCUCAGGAUAUGUUAAACAAGGUUUUUACAAGUAUUUUAUUUUACAGCACUUUAGUCUUUUUUGACUAGAUUUCAGUGACACAAUGGUGUAAGUGCUUAUAUUUGCCAUAAUUUAUUGGUGGCUCCUGUGUUACAUACAGUUUUAAAUAAUGCUCUAAAUUGUUUGUUUUCCCAAUGACAACCAGAAAAUGUUGUGUAAGAUUUGUAAAAUGUGUCGCCCAUUUAGAAGUGUGCAAUUUUUAUUUCAUUUGUGAUACUAUUUUAUAGGCAUUAUCCUAAAUGUACAUUUGUAUGAGUCAAAAUACGUGCUUGUAUGUGGUAUGUGUGCAUAAGUAAAUUGUAUCUUAUUAAAAAUCAAACUUAUCCUAAAGAAAAAGGGCACAUUAUGACCAGCCUUAAUUCAUUGCCAUCUUUUGUUAUUACAAUUUGGAAUUAAAAUUUAAAGAGAAAUUAUGUUAGUUUUUAUUGUUGUUUAAAAUGGCCUUUUGGAAUUCAUUUAGAGUUUAUCUGAGUUCCACAAGCUAAUGUUCCAUUUUGUGGGGCACCGCUUUGCUUUUCAAGUUUUUAAUGUCAAUUUAUGAACUUUAUUAACUAACAGAGAAUAAACUGACACUAAUUGUAUCAGCAACAGAACCAGUGUACUUAGAAAACUGCUCCCAGACAUGGAACCCAUUUUACUUGUAGUGAUGUUUCCUUUAAACUAGAAAAGUUCUGUAAAAUUUUUUUCUGUAUACUGUUACUCUUUAAAAAUCAGAUUUUCUGGGGGCUGGAGUGAUAGCACAGCGGGUAGGUCAUUUGCCUUGCACGCGGCCGACCCGGGUUCAAUUCCCAGAAUCCCAUAUGGUCCCCUGAGCACCGCCAGGAGUGAUUCCUGAGUGCAGAGCCAGGAGUAACCCCUGUGCAUUGCCGGGUGUGACCCAAAAAAGCAAAAAAAAAAAAAAAAUAGAUUUUCUUUAAUAUUUACUCAGAAAAAAAACAUCUUUUUUAAAGUUCAAUUUCUCUUUCUUCCAUAGGGGUAACCAGAAAAUUCAGUGCUCAUGUAUGCACUCAUUAACACAUUAGCACUAGUUAUUUCAUUCAGGUUAAAACUGGCCACCAAAAGGCCAGAGUGAUAGUACAGCGGGUAGAGUAUUUGCCUUGCAUGCUGCCAACCUGGGUUCCAUGCCUGGCACCACAUAUAGUCCCCCACGCACUUCAGGAGUGAUCCCUGAGUGCAGAGCCAGAAGUAAGCCCUUAGCACUGCCAGGUGUGGCCCAACCCCAACUCUUCACGCCCCCCCCCCAAACAAUAAGAUCACCUAUGGAAUUAUAGACCAGUUGAGAAGAAUGGCUCUCUCCUGACUGCCUGAAGAAUACAGAUGAGACUGAAGUGUAGGUUAUAGCCUUGCAUGACCUGGAGACUGAGCAGGAGGUGGGCAGCAAGUAGGAUAUAGCAUAUGCAUCCUGUCAAGAAAGCCAGAACCCGACAGAGAGACUUUCCAAAGAAAGUUACAAUAACCAGCACUUUUUUUCUAAGGAAAUGAAAAGCCCAAGAUACCCCAGAGUAAGAACAAUAAUAUCUGAAGCCAAUUUCUAGAUCAGUUUGCAUGGAAAAAAAAAUCAUGGUCGAAUCUCUGAAAUAGAGUAUUCAGUUUUGUAUUGUAUCGACUAUUGUAUCUAGCAGUGAAUCCUUGACAUAGUUUGCAUGUGAAUAUAGUCUUAGAAAAUUUUUAGUAUCUACCUCCUCUUCAGAAAUUCCCGUAAAUGAUAAGACAAUAGAAAUAAAUUCUACCACAAGGCCCCUAGCCACACACAUUUGUGUUGAUUUGCUUCAUUUCUAAAGGAUGGAAAUUUGCAAAGCUGGUGACAUUUUCUUCGUUAAGCACCAGAAAUUCACCAGAAGGAAAUAGAUCUGUGCCUUCUCUUUUUAGGAUCUGGUCAUUGAUACUUUAAUAAAUGUGAUGUGAAGAAAAUACAAGCCUACAGUUCCGUUUAGCAAAUGUGAAUUUUUUGAUAAGAUUGUGUUCUUAAUGUAAAACAGUUUCUUUGUAUCCAGUGAAAUGCUUAAUAAAGUCCUGGUACCAGU
Molecule: messenger RNA, 7202 nt
Organism: Sorex araneus (European shrew)
Lineage: Eukaryota; Metazoa; Chordata; Mammalia; Eulipotyphla; Soricidae
Gene: PLCXD3
Product: phosphatidylinositol specific phospholipase C X domain containing 3
Exons: 3
Coding region: 240-1202 (320 amino acids)
Biological process (GO): lipid metabolic process
Cellular component (GO): synapse
Molecular function (GO): phosphoric diester hydrolase activity
Source: RefSeq, a predicted model, not a curated record